This is a messenger RNA of Monopterus albus (swamp eel), 2238 nucleotides long. Its product is annotated as endothelin B receptor-like. Lineage: Eukaryota; Metazoa; Chordata; Actinopteri; Synbranchiformes; Synbranchidae. Gene Ontology annotation, cellular component: plasma membrane. Gene Ontology annotation, molecular function: endothelin receptor activity. The record is from RefSeq and is a predicted model, not a curated record. The coding region runs from base 597 to 2063 and encodes 488 amino acids. The transcript is spliced from 7 exons. Gene Ontology annotation, biological process: regulation of blood pressure; endothelin receptor signaling pathway; enteric nervous system development.
GAAAAACCAUGAAAGUGAUCAUAAUCUCACAGCUUGAUUCUGCUGCUCCCAAGCUGCCAAAUACAAGUUUAAUUCUUUUAGUGUACAGAGUUCAGAAAAUACAAAUUUACAUCGGAUCUCUGAGGAGUACAAACCAAAGAGCACAAGCUCCAUUAACUGUCUCAGUUGUAGAGUUUUGAGAAAAUCUUGCUAAAUAUGCAAAAGUUUCAAAGUUAAUAAACCACCUGAUUUGUUUUGGUUAUGCUCUCCAGAUUUUCUCGAAGUCCAGAAUCACCCAGUUCAUCUGAGAAGCCUUUUCUGCUCUCUACCGCUCUGCUCUGACGUCCACCUUUAGAACAUCUACUGACUCUGGAUUCACAGUGGUGGUUUUUGGUUUUUUAAGGUUGUGAAAUUACAGCAGGUUCUACAGCUGGUUCCAGAACACACUCUGUGAUAACAGCAGGUCCCAAACUGGGCUCCAGAAACACAGUGGGUUCCUGGACCAGUUCUGAAGCUACAGCAGGUUCUGUGAAGGCUCCAAAGGUUGAGGUUCCAGCAUCUGAUCUAGACUUACAGUGGGUUUGGGAAUUAGUUCAGGGGUUUCAGCAGGCUCCAGGAUGGUUUUUGGAAUAAAAGCAGUGGAUUCAGCCAGGAUGUCAUCCAGACUGGGAUCCCAGGGUCCCUCCAUGCCAUUGGUGUUUACAGUGCUACUGGUUGUUGCAAGUCUGGUGUUUGUCACUCCAGUAGGUUGCCACAGUAACUCCUCCUCAGAGUCAUUUCUAUCAGAUCUGAUGAUAUCAGACCUGCCUCACUUCCUCAGAACCAACCCACCUCUAGAACCUGAAGUGGACCGUCACACCCAGACCUCAGACCAAGAGCCACAGCUGGAGCAAGAAACUGUGCAGAAGCCCCUUUCCUCCGUAGAGUCUGGAUUAGAAAAGUCAAACCAUGCAAGCAAGAUGAAACACAAACACGAAAGAAGGCCUUCACCUUACUCGUCUUCCUCCAAUUCCUCUCAGGUGGUCCACAUGCGUCCGGUGUUGCCCCCAACCUGCGUGACGGCCCCAUCGAUAAAAACAGCCUUCAAGUACAUCAACACAGCGCUGUCCUGUGUGAUCUUUGCUGUGGGGAUCGUUGGAAACGCCACUCUGCUGAGGAUUAUUUAUCUAAACAAAAGCAUGAGAAAUGGACCCAAUGCUCUCAUUGCCAGUCUGGCCCUGGGAGACCUGAUCUGCAUCGCCAUUGACAUCCCCAUUAACGUCUACAAGCUGUUGGCGGGGCGGUGGCCAUUUGCUGACAGCGUGUUUGGCCUGUUCCUCUGUAAGCUGCUUCCCUUCCUGCAGAAAGCUUCAGUUGGCAUCACUGUCCUCAACCUGUGUAUUCUCAGUAUGGACAGGUAUCGUGCGGUGGCGUCCUGGUCACGUGUGCAGGGUACAGGUGUUCCCACAGUGACAGCAGUGGAGAUUGUGGCGAUCUGGCUGCUGUCUGUGGUGCUGGCUGUGCCUGAGGCUGUCGGCUUCAACAUGGUCACCUUCAACUACAACAACGUAACCAUGUCGACCUGCAUGCUGCAGCCCAACACACCCUUCAUGACUCUCUACCGGGAUGUGAAGGACUGGUGGUUGUUUGGCUUCUAUUUCUGCGUCCCUCUGGUCUGCUCAGCUAUCUUCUACGGCCUGAUGACCUGCGAGAUGCUGCGACAUCAAAAAGAAAGUCUGAGGAUCUCCCUGAGCGAACACGUGAAACAGCGUAGAGAAAUCGCUAAAGCUGUAUUCUGCCUGGUGCUGAUCUUUGCUCUCUGCUGGUUUCCACUUCAUCUGAGUCGCAUCCUGAAGAGGACCAUCUACAUACCGCAUGAUGUACACCGCUGCGACCUGCUGAACUUCCUGUUGGUGUUCGACUACUUCAGCUUAAACAUGGCAACCAUCAACUCCUGCAUCAAUCCCAUAAUCCUAUACUUUGUCUCCAAGAAGUUCAGAAACUGCUUCAAGUCCUGUCUGUGCUGCUGGUGUUAUUCUGACUCACUCUCUAACAGUAUGCUGCCUCUGCAUCACGGGACGAGCCUGCAGUACAAAGACCACUGAGAGAGUUUGUAUUUUCAUAUGCAACAUCAUCAGAUCAGCAACUCAACAGGACUGAACAAGGCUGCACCAGCACUGAGAGAAGGGGUUGUAUUUGAGCAAGUGACAAAAUAACAUAAAACGGGGUGUCUGUAUAAACACAAUAUGUAAAACGUGUGUGAACACUGCACCUUUAUGU